This is a messenger RNA of Owenia fusiformis, 4336 nucleotides long. NCBI's taxonomy places the organism in Eukaryota, Metazoa, Annelida, Polychaeta, Sabellida, Oweniidae. The record is from the annotation of a GenBank genome assembly.
CACCGGUUUUAAAAACAUCAUGAAAAUGUUUGAGCAGAAACUAUGUGCUAUUUUGUGGUCAGACAUCAAGAUAUGAACUCUAAACUUAUUAAAUAAUGUGCCAAAAUUAACAUGGAUAAACCAUCAACAGUUUUAGGCCCAUAUAGGGCAACACGUUUGUGGAAUGAUAUUAUAAGGACAUUUAGAACACAGAUGCCAAUUGGUCGCCACAGGCGGCAUAUGCGUACAUUUGACAAUUGUUUUGUGGCUUCGGAUGGAGUAGAUUGGUUACAUGGUUGCCUUGUCAGGAACCCAAAUUUUGGUCCUGAAGUAACUAGGUCUCAAACGAUUCAGUUGUUGGACAAGUUCUCUAAGGCUGGUGUGUUUGAGGAGGUGAAAACUAGGAGCAGCAGAGAACCAUUUGAGGACAAUGGCAGACUUUACAGAUUCACCCAUUCAUCUCCUAUUAAGAGUCUGCGGACUCCACUGUCUACACGUACCAACACAAUUCGUCAUAAUCCAAACACAGGAGGUGCUAAGAUUGAUCCUGAUAAGCUGAAAACUGUGACAUGUGUACCAGAGACAGGGAUACCACAAUGCCGCCUUGUGGCUAAGAAAUUGACUAAUGAUGAAAUUGAAGAGAUUUGGAAAACUAUGUACAUAGCCAGAGUUGACAAGGUGCUAGGAAUGAGCUGCACUGAUGGCAUUCUGAAUGAUGACCAAAUUACCACAAAACACAUAAUUCACAAUAUGACUCUCGUUAGCAAAAAUGGAGUCGUCAGCAAUAUUAAAAAAGAGGAUCAACUUCCCCAUUGGGUAAUGUCAGCAAUGAAAUGUCUCGCACAAUGGCCUGAUAGGAUUGAGGAAGGCCUACCAAACUACCCAGGGUUUGAGAGGGAUGUCUUCAAAGUUGUGCAAGACUACUUUAAGAACCUUCAAGAACCUUUAGUCACUUUUCAGCUUUAUGAUGUCUUUGCUAAUAUACUAUUACGUGGUGAGAACCUGAACAAAUGUGCCAACAACAAUGAUUCAGUUGACAGCAACAGCUUUGGCUCAAGACCUGGCUCAAGUUUCCGAUUCCCAAGCCGCCUGGCUUCAUUCGGUUCUGUUGAGAACCUUCUAAUGAACAUGACAAUGAAUGCCCAGUCUUCAAUGCUGGAGCCAGACACCCAACCUGAUAAAAUGACCCACCAUCCAAGUGGAGCCAGUUUAGAACUUUCUAAAAUCAAUGCUGUUCCUGAAAGAGAUUCAAUAUCAGAACAAUAUGAUAGUAGUCCACGCUUGAAAUUUGAGACUGCAUUUUUCGGGCCUGACAACGAGGCUGUUACUCGUGUGUAUGAAACACGGGAAUUGUUUGAACGACAAGCUGCACAGGGAACCUCUCAGCCUUCUAGCUGGUUUAGCAGAGGCUCCAUCUAUUCCACUUCCAAAUAUGGUAGCACUUCAAAUUUCGAUUCUCUUAGAAAUGUUCAUACUGACUAUAACUCCCCAGAUUCUAACAUAGCUUAUGCCCAAAAAUAUUACUCAACCACUAACCUACUUGGUAACAAUGGUAACAACCAGGAAUAUGUUAACGGUAAUAAUCAUAUCCGUCAUUCACAGAGGUAUUAUUCCACAUCUGACGUCAACAAGGAUCAUGGGAAUCAUUUUCAAUCUGGUACCUUGGGUCAAAGAUAUGCAAAUACUGACUCUCUGAGUACCUUGGGUAGCCAAGAUUUGAGGUUUCAAUCUACAAACACUCUCGCUAAUGAAGUGUUUGUUGACGAUUAUGGGUACCAAGUGCCUAUAAGACCACCAAGGCAAAGUAUAACAAAUCCACCCAGACAUAACUCUGCACCAGGGACACCACAACAAAGACACAUGUACAACCAGGGGACACCACUCAGUCGUGGAUUCCAGAAUACAGGGGGCCAGGGUCAUUACCAGGGGAUCUCCUCCAAUCAAUAUGAGUACCAACGGGGCACCCCACCAGUGUAUAAAGCACCCCCACGAUACAACACUGGCAAUGUUAACCAUCAACCUGUGCUAUGUGGAGCAACACUACGUGACCACAAUAUUAACACUAGCCAUAACAACACAGGGGGUUCAAGUUCAAGCUAUCACUCGGCACAGAGCCACCUCUCAGGGGAUCAUUCAUUGGCAAAUAUAAGCAACCAAUCAGUCGCAUCCACCCCCGAUGAAGCCCUACAGUUUCAACGAAGAUUAGCCAUGCCAUACCGCACCAAGUCUGGAUUUUCUCAAAGGGAGAAUGAGUUGAAUGUGCACCUGCAUGAGACCCCUACUAACAGCAGGCCUUCUCUUGGAAGUACUACAAGUCUCUACUCUCCUGGAGGCCACAGCAGAAUACAAGAAUCCCUGCAGAUGGCCUGCCUCCUAAUUCCACCAGCCAACAGACGUAAACUCCAUCUAUUGUUCAGGUUGAUGACUAGGAUGUCUGAAAACCCAAAACUCCAAGACUUGGAGCCCAACUUGCCAACAAGAAGUUUGAUGUUACAGACAUUUACACGAUGUAUCAUCCGGAGUGAAAAAGAGGCUGACCUUGACGAGCAGAUGACAUUGAGGCUGGUCACAUUUCUGUUGGAUAACUACUCAGAAAUCCUUAAAGUUCCAGAGGACUUCAAACUUGAUACAGAGAACAAAAUAGCACAUGUUAGAAGAUCAAGGAUAAUGUAUUCCUCCGUUCAAGACAAAACCAAUCAGGUCACUUAUUGUGAACAAAUUUCGCAGGACGAAUAUGAGUCGCAGAAACUGAGUUCCUCCCAAUUGGCGAUCGCUAGUCUGCUUGAUGACAUCAUCAACCAUCCACGAAUGAGUGAGAAAGACAAGAAGAAGAAACUGAAGCAGUUCAAACUUACAUACCCUGCUGUCUAUGAGAGAAAGUUUCCUACGCAUGCACUGGAAAAAGAAGCGCUUCCAAAAAAACCGAAAAUCAAGAAACCCCUGCUGAUUACUCAAUCCUUGUCAAAGUUAAAAGCAAUGAGAUUCUAGAAACAUAUAGAUACAACUGAACUGCUUUUUCUCAUUUUCUCAUUUAUGUAAUUGAGAAACUAAAUUCACUUGAAGAAUGAAUGCAUUUUAGUAUAAUCAGAUAUUAUUGUAAUAUCUUAAUAAUAAGUAUAAUUUUACAUUAUAUAGUCAUGCAGUUUACCUCAAAAUAGUUGUAUGUUCAAAUGUGUUCAAUGUUUCUACCUUGUUACAAAGUUUUCAAAUAGUUUUGUCAAUAAAUUAUGUACAGUUGUAAAUAAUCAAGAGCAUUUUGUAAUAUUUUCAGCAAUUUAUUAGAUGUUAUUUAGUGGAAUUCAAUUUUUGUAGAAACAUCAUAUGAUUCAAUGUCAUUUCUUUAAAUGAUAUAAUGAUACUAAGACUUAUUUGGAAUGAAUCUGUUUAUAUUUCAGUUUUUCUUUAUAAAUGGCAACACAAAACAAAUCAAGUAAAACAUUACUUGUUAUAGUACUUUAUGAAUGAUUUAAUAGGUUGGGUGUUAGUCCCACAUUGUGACAAGGUGUACUUCAUUAGACUGUGCAAUGGUAUUUAUAGUGUAUACUUCUUGCACUUUUAGGUGUAAUUAGUAAUAAUCAGAGAGUGAGAAUGUUCUAAACAAAGUAUUUUUUAGUUGAUGUGUUCACUUUAUCAUUUUAGUUCAUAUGUCUGAAAUUGUCAUUGUAACACAUACACUUCCAGAGUAUAUUUCAUAUGUGAAGAAGAUCUGUUGAAUAAUUUAAAACAUGUAAGAUUCACAUGCAUUAUUUUGCUGAUGAUUUGAUUAAGUUUCACAAAUUAGUAAUGCUACCAAUUAUACCAAUGGAAUCUGGCUCGAUGUGUUCUUAGUCCAGUAUUCCUGUUACAUGUUUUGUUAUAUUCAAAUAUCAAAUUCUGUUCAUUUGUCAAAGCAUGUUAAAUUCAUAAGCAUGAUAAUCAUUAUUAGAAAAUGUUUAAUUUAUGUAUGUAUUAUGUAUAUUUGUAUGUUAUGUAAAUAUGUGUAUAAAAUACCAUAAAAUAUAGUAUAUAUAUAAUUAUAGUCUGGUAUCAAGUCUUUGUGUUAGUUCCCUUUCUUAGAGAGGGAAAGACAGUUCUAGUUGUAGGCUUAGAAUUUAAGACUAUAAUUCAAGACUAUAGUUCAAAUUCAAAAUAGACUGGUAGAUAAAAUACUUUUACAAAGGGUGAUCUUUUUCAUUCUUUUUUCAAAGGUAUAAAUAAUUACAAGCAUCUUUACUUUUAGUGUAUACAAACUAGACCCCAAAUUAUCAAUUUAUAACUCAGGUGCUUUAUCUCCCAUUUUUAUGUGACAAAGUUGUACUAAAACUAUAAUAGUUAUGAUAAGUGUAUCAGUCGUGAUACUACAGACAAAUAGAAUGCA